Molecule: messenger RNA, 2367 nt
Organism: Leptonychotes weddellii (Weddell seal)
Lineage: Eukaryota; Metazoa; Chordata; Mammalia; Carnivora; Phocidae
Source: RefSeq, a predicted model, not a curated record
GGGCGGCGCCGGCAUUGUGCGUCACCACCUGGGAGGGGCAAACCGACCGCUGACGGCAUCACCCCGGCACCUGCCAACAUGGAAGGUGGUGACGGCGGCGUCGCUGUAGCUGGACAAGGGGCUCUGGGUUCUGGGGCGGCGACAGCGGCAGUCCGGGAGCUUCUGCAGGACGAGUGUUAUAGUGAUUUUUUAAAUGAAGACUUUGAUGUAAAGACUUAUACUUCCCAGUCAAUUCAUCAGGCUGUAAUUGCUGAACAACUAGCAAAACUUGCCCAAGGAAUCAGUCAGUUGGAUAAAGAACUACACCUACAGGUUGUUGCAAGACAUGAAGAUUUACUAGCACAAGCAACUGGGAUUGAGUCUUUGGAAGGUGUUCUUCAGAUGAUGCAGACAAGAAUUGGAGCUUUACAGGGAGCUGUUGAUAGGAUGAAAGCAAAAAUCGUGGAACCAUACAAUAAAAUAGUAGCCAGGACUGCACAACUCGCAAGACUUCAGGUUGCCUGUGAUUUGCUUCGGAGAAUAAUUCGCAUCUUAUAUCUCACUAAGAGACUCCAAGGACAACUGCAAGGGGGGAGUAGAGAGAUAACAAAAGCUGCUCAGAGUCUUAAUGAACUUGAUUAUCUUUCUCAAGGAAUAGAUCUUUCUGGAAUAGAAGUAAUAGAAAAUGAUCUACUUUUCAUUGCAAGAGCUCGACUUGAAGUGGAAAAUCAAGCUAAGCGCCUACUGGAACAGGGUGUAGAGACGCAGAAUCCAACCCAAGUCGGAACAGCUCUUCAGGUUUUCCAUAAUCUUGGAACUUUGAAGGAUACGAUUACCAAUGUUGUGGAUGGAUAUUGUGCUACUUUAGAAGAACAUAUCAACAGUGCGUUAGACAUCAAAGUUCUGACUCAGCCUUCGCAGUCAGCUGUGAGAGGGGGACCUGGACGAUCUACUUUGCCAACCCCAGGAAACACUGCAGCUUUUCGUGCUUCCCUCUGGACCAAUAUGGAGAAACUUAUAGAUCAUAUUUGUACUGUUUGUGGACAGGUACAACAUCUACAAAAAAUAUUAGCCAAGAAGAGAGAUCCUGUUUCUCAUAUUUGUUUCAUUGAAGAAAUAGUUAAGGAUGGACAAUCUGAAAUUUUGUACACUUUUUGGAAUUCAAUUACUCAAGCACUUUCUUCUCAAUUUCGCAUGGCAACAGAUUCUUCUAUGUUUUUGAAACAGGCAUUCGAAGGAGAAUACCCUAAAUUAUUACGUCUUUAUAAUGACUUAUGGAAGCGUCUUCAACAAUACAGCCAAAAUAUUCAAGGAAAGUUUAAUGCGAGUGGAACUACAGACCUCUGUGUUGACCUACAACACAUGGAAGAUGAUACACAAGACAUAUUCAUACCAAAAAAGCCAGAUUAUGACCCAGAAAAGGCUUUGAAAGACUCACUGCAACCCUAUGAAGCUGCUUAUUUAUCGAAAUCUUUAUCUCGACUCUUUGAUCCUAUCAACUUGGUUUUUCCCCCUGGUGGUCGCAAUCCUCCUUCCGCAGAUGAACUUGAAGGUAUCAUUAAAACUAUAGCAAGUGAACUAAAUGUAGCUGCGGUAGAUGCAGACCUCACAUUAGCCGUGUCAAAAAAUGUGGCAAAGACCGUCCAGUUAUAUGGUGUAAAAUCGGAGCAGCUUACAAUCCAUGCUCUUAUGGGAAGCGCUGUACAGCCCUUACUGACUUCAGUGGGAGAUGCCAUAGAGGCGAUAAUCAUCACUAUGCAUCAAGAAGAUUUUUCUGGGUCACUAUCCAGCUCAGGAAAGCCUGAUGGUCCUUGUUCUCUGUACAUGAAGGAGCUUCAGGGUUUCAUUGCCAGAGUUAUGAGUGACUACUUUAAACACUUUGAAUGCUUGGAUUUUGUCUUUGACAACACUGAAGCUAUCGCCCAAAGAGCAAUUGAACUUUUUAUCCGCAAUGCCAGUCUCAUAAGACCUCUUGGUGAAGGUGGGAAAGUACGACUUGCUGCUGAUUUUGCUCAGAUGGAGUUGGCUGUGGGUCCAUUCUGCAGAAGAGUAUCUGAUCUAGGAAAGUCCUAUCGAAUGCUGAGGUCAUUCAGGUGAGACACUGUUCUAUUAUUGCAGUUGAUAUAUCCAUAUCCUAUUAGCAGAUAAAUCCUUUCCCCACUAUUCAUUUUGAGCUAUAUGAAAUUGCCAAUAUUCAACCGUUUUGUGACCUAUAACAAUGGCAGUUUCAUAUGGUUUAUCUUAAAAGUUAUUAUUCAAACCAGAAACCCAUACAGAAUUAUAUGCAAUGAUGUGUGUGUGUGUGUGUGUGUGUGUGUGAUUCUUGAGUUAAAAUUCACAAGACUGAGCUGAUAAAUUUUAUUAUGCUCUUUCUGAGGGGAAUUUUUU